AUGCGUGACGAUCUUGAUGAAGAUGUGUAUAUGAAGAUACCCCAAUGCGUGACUGUUUCUGGACCUAACAUGGUUUGUAAGUUGAACAAAUCAUUGCAUGGCCUAAAGCAAGCUUCUAGGCAAUGGUAUUCAAAAUUAAGUGAUUCUCUUCUUUCUAAGGAUUACUCAGUUUCUAAGAAUGACUACUCUCUGUUUAUCAAGUCCACUGGUUCUUAUAUUACAAUUAUUGAUGUUUAUGUUGAUGAUAUUCUCUUGAGUGGAAAUGAUGAGGAGGAGAUGACUUCUCUCAAGCUGUUUCUGGAUGAUCAAUUCAAGAUAAAAGAUUUAUGGCAUUUACAUUAUUUUCCGGGUUUGGAAAUUUUGAAUGAAUAUGGUGGUGUUAUCAUCUGCCAAAGAAAAUUUGCCUUGGACCUCUUAUCUGAAUUCAAUUAUCUAGACUACAAUGUUGUUUCCAGCCCCUUAGAUGUGCAUUUGAAACUCUCCAUUGAAGAUGGGGGGCCCUUGUCUGAUCCUUUCUUGUAUAGGAAACUCAUUGGCAAGCUGAAUUUUCUCACAAAUACCAGGCCUAAUUUGGCUUUCUCUGUACAAUUGUUGAGUCAUUUCAUGCAUGCCCCUACUUCAUGUCAUAUUUUUGCUGCAUAUCAUGUUCUCAAGUAUGUUAAAGGUACUUUGGGUCAGGGUUUGUUUAUAUCUGCUCUUUCUGAUUCCUCUUUACAUGCCUAUUAUGAUUCGGAUUGGGCUUCAUGUUCUAGUUCCCAGAGGUCUGUUAGUGGUUAUUUGGUGUUACUUGGUGGUUCUUUGCUCACAUGGAAGUCUAAAAAGCAGAACAUCGUGGCCUUGUCCUCCGUCGGGGCUGAGUAUCGAUCCAUACGUCGAGUUGUUGUUGAACUUGCUUGGCUCACCAGGUUGUUAGAUAAACUCUCUGUUACUUCUAUUGUUCCUGUUCCUUUACAUUGUGAUAGUUAG
Messenger RNA from Nicotiana attenuata, 966 nucleotides. RefSeq lists its product as uncharacterized. Bases 1 to 966 code for a protein of 321 amino acids. The record is from RefSeq and is a predicted model, not a curated record. Lineage: Eukaryota; Viridiplantae; Streptophyta; Magnoliopsida; Solanales; Solanaceae. The transcript has a single exon.